UAGUUGUACUAACCAAAAGAACUGAAAAACCGGAGCCGGGCAGGCCGGUGGGCUUCGGCAGUUUGGCUGUGGCUGUCUUCUAUGACUCUCUUCGUUUCACGGUUCACUCUCUCUGCUCUGCCAUUGCACCAAGUAGUUUCUCCCAGUCCUAAUUCAUCACUGCAAUCCCAGUCCCGUAAUCUUUCUUUCGCUUGGUGUAAGCAUGGCUAUCAUUGAUCUUUCUGCAAAAAUGCACAUUUACAACUCAUUUGUCCAUCUUUCCUGAUCUCUGAUGCUCUACUUCAUUGCAAAGAUGGCCUCAAUCUUGAGAAGAAAACGACCUGUAACUUCAUUUUUUCUUGACCUCCCAAAGAACAGUCCGUUUGCUUCAGAAUCAUUCCUUCGUAAACCCUCCCAAAACCCUCAUCCUCUAACGCCAUCUACCAGUUACCUGAACAAUAAUAGGGUUCAAUUUAUUAGGCCCUUUUCAACCAAAUCUACUGCCAAAUUCCCCGAAUAUCAAAUGCCCUCUGUUACCUGGGCCGUGAUACAGGGGCGCAAAGAGAAACUCGUCUCGCGUGUUAUAAUUUGUGACUACCUCAAGGGUAUAGGCAUAAUCCCUGAAGAGUUGGAGGAUCUAGAAUUGCCAUCUACCGUUGAAGUCAUGCGCGAGCGUGUGGAGUUCUUGCAGAAGCUUGGACUCACCAUUGACGAUAUUAACGAAUACCCCUUGAUGCUAGGUUGUAGCGUGAGGAAAAACAUCAUUCCUGUCUUGGGGUAUUUAGAAAAAAUUGGGAUCCAAAGGCCUAAACUUGGUGAGUUUGUUAAGAAUUAUCCGCAAUGCCUUCACGCUAGUGUUGUAGUCGAGCUUGUUCCGGUCAUCAAGUUUCUGAGGGGGCUUGAUGUUGAGAAGCAGGACAUCGGUUAUGUCUUGAUGAAGUAUCCCGAGUUACUGGGAUUCAAGCUUGAGGGGACUAUGAGUACUUCAGUGGCUUAUUUAGUUAGUAUUGGGGUUCAUCCAAGGGAUAUUGGUCCCAUGGUCACUCAAUAUCCCUACGUUUUGGGGAUGAGAGUUGGGACGAUGAUUAAGCCACUUGUGGAUUACUUGGUUUCUCUGGGGUUGCCGAAGAAGAUUCUGGCUAGGAUGUUUGAAAAGAGAGCAUAUUUACUUGGAUAUGACCUUGAGGAUACUGUGAAACCAAAUGUGGAGUGUUUGAUUAGUUUCGGAAUUAGACAGGAAGCACUUGCUUCAGUCAUUGCGCAAUACCCCCAAAUUCUUGGAUUACCUCUGAAGGCUAAAUUGUCUUCCCAGCAGUAUUUCUUCAACCUAAAGCUUAAGGUUGAUCCUGAUGGUUUCGCUCGUGUUAUUGAGAAAAUGCCACAGAUUGUGAGUCUUAACCAGCAUGUGAUAAUGAAACCUGUGGAGUUUCUUCUUGGACGCGCAGUUCCAGCAGAAGAUGUAGCAAAGAUGAUUGUCAAGUGUCCUCAGCUAGUUGCUUUACAAGUUGGGCUCAUGAAAAACAGCUAUUACUUUUUUAAGAGUGAAAUGGGCAGACCACUAAAAGAGCUCGUUGAAUUUCCAGAAUAUUUUACUUAUAGCUUAGAAUCAAGGAUCAAACCCAGGUUUCAGAGGUUGCAAAGCAAGGGGAUAAGCUGUUCUUUGGCUUGGUUUCUCAACUGUAGUGACCAAAGAUUUGAAGAGCGACUCCAUGGGCAUUACAUUGAGGCAGAGAGUGCUGGUCCGUCAUUUUUUAUGGGUGGGAAGUUGGAGUUACCAGGAAAUGAGAUUGUAUCAGAAGAGGAGGAUGAGAGUGAUGACGAAAUACUUUAUAGACGCACUGUCUCUUUGUAGUUUUUUUUUUUAUCUAUAUUAUCUCAUCUAUAAUAUUACUAAAGGAUUCAUUCUCA
Coffea eugenioides is the source of this 1887-nucleotide messenger RNA. RefSeq names its product transcription termination factor MTERF4, chloroplastic-like. The record is from RefSeq and is a predicted model, not a curated record. The coding region runs from base 272 to 1831 and encodes 519 amino acids. The transcript has a single exon. NCBI's taxonomy places the organism in Eukaryota, Viridiplantae, Streptophyta, Magnoliopsida, Gentianales, Rubiaceae. Gene Ontology annotation, biological process: regulation of DNA-templated transcription. Gene Ontology annotation, molecular function: double-stranded DNA binding.